GAUGAGGGGUGGUAGACAAACGCCCUGAGACUUUCGUCCGCGGGCGAUAACCGGAAACACUUAAAUUACCGUUUGGCGACAAAGGAGAGUUGGUUUGGAAUCUUGGAUUAUUACUCCAGCCAAGGGUUGUCACUCCGAUCGACCAUCGCCCUUCACAACUUCCAGUCCCCGAUCGAUUUCUCGCAUCUGUUGCUGACGACUCGGCCUGCACGGCCUGCACGCUCGUUGAGAUCAGACCGAUGGCUCCGAGAGGCAACCCCGCGCUCAUCUUUGGUGGCUCGGGAAUUGGGGCCCUGCGAGCUGACGGCUCGCUGAUCGAAGGAUCGUUCUCGACAGCCGAGGAGGUUUCUGACCUGCUCAAGACGCUCCAGUCGCUAGGAAUCAACCGCAUUGACACGGCAGCGCGCUAUCCGCAGGGCAACUCGGGCGCUUCCGAGCGCCUCCUCGGCGAAGCCGGAGCCGCCAAACACAACUUCGCAAUCGACACCAAGAUAUAUGUCGCCAAUGACUUUGCGGGCAGUCUUGAGCCGGCUGCCAUUGAGAUGUCGCUGAGAGACAGCCGCGAGCGUCUGCAGUUGCACGACGCGCCCAUCAACGUACUGUUUGCUCAUGCCCCAGACCCAAGGACGCCGCUCGAGGCCCAAGCCGCCGGAUUCGACGCCCAGUACAAGAAGGGGCUGUUCAAGGAGUUUGGCCUCUCCAACUUUCCCCCGGAAUCGUUGUCGGAGCUGCUGAAAAUAUGCCGAGAAAAGGGCUACGUGAAGCCGACCGUAUAUCAGGGCCAGUACAACUUAGUGUCACGUAGGGUUGAGACAACUCUCUUCCCGCUCCUGCGCGAGCACGGCAUGACUUUUCACGCUUUCAGCCCCUUGGCUGCAGGGUUUCUUUCUGGACGGCUGACAGCUGGCGACACGGCGGGCACCCGCUUUGACAAGAACAGCGCCGUCGGCGAGAUACUCCGCGGCCGCUACGAUAAACCGGAGAUGCACGACGCCAUCGACUGCCUCGACGAAACCAUCGAGCCGCUGAGAAUUUCUAAGGUCGAGGCAAGUCUGCGCUGGAUUUAUCACCACUCUGCCCUGGGAGCUGGCGAUGCUGUCAUUCUCGGCGCCAGCAAGACGUCGCAGCUUGAGCAGAACCUGGAAUCCGUCUCCAAGGGCCCUCUUCCCGAUUUUGUCGUGGCAGCCAUAGACGAGAUGUGGGAGAUUGUUUCCAAGGCGUGAGGGGUCUGCCAGUGUGCGGUUCACGUCGAUCAAGCAAGUCCAGAAGUUGAAUC
Molecule: messenger RNA, 1276 nt
Organism: Lasiosphaeria miniovina
Lineage: Eukaryota; Fungi; Ascomycota; Sordariomycetes; Sordariales; Lasiosphaeriaceae
Product: NADP-dependent oxidoreductase domain-containing protein
Exons: 3
Coding region: 240-1223 (327 amino acids)
Source: RefSeq, a predicted model, not a curated record